Boeremia exigua is the source of this 2370-nucleotide messenger RNA. RefSeq names its product glycosyl hydrolase family 92-domain-containing protein. Gene Ontology annotation, cellular component: nucleus; cytosol. Gene Ontology annotation, molecular function: peptide-N4-(N-acetyl-beta-glucosaminyl)asparagine amidase activity; carbohydrate binding. The transcript is spliced from 4 exons. NCBI's taxonomy places the organism in Eukaryota, Fungi, Ascomycota, Dothideomycetes, Pleosporales, Didymellaceae. The coding region runs from base 1 to 2298 and encodes 765 amino acids. The record is from RefSeq and is a predicted model, not a curated record. Gene Ontology annotation, biological process: glycoprotein catabolic process; protein deglycosylation; carbohydrate metabolic process.
AUGUGGUUAGCGAUCGCUACACUGGUGACCUGCUGUAGUCUCGCAGCCUGCGAGGCGGACUACGCACAGUAUGUGAACCCUUUUUGGGGUACCGUGGGUUCAAUUCCCAACUAUACCUUUGGCGGCGGCGCCGUCUUUGUUGGAGCAGCGGUGCCCUUCGGCGUAGUCAAACUGACGAUGGAUACUUUCGUCAAGAACACCAGCAUUGCUGCGCUACAGGGAGGCUAUACUCCAAACGGCCUCAUUACCGGGUUCUCCAUGAUGCACGAGUCAGGCACCGGAGGAUGCGCCAAAUACGGUGUCAUUUCGCAGAUGCCGCUCACGAAUAUCGAAGCGCCGGUCAAUCUCUUGGAUAAUCGAACCUACUGGCAAGGAAGGACUGGUGAGGAUCAGGCGAGCAUUGGCUAUUUCAAGACGACUCUGGAGAAUGGUGUCACAACUGAGCUGGGUGCGACACGGCAUACUGGCUUUUACCAGUACGACUUUCCGAUUGACACCAAAAAGCACAUUCUCGUCGAUGUGUCGCACUAUCUGCCCAAUGUUGUGGGUGGUUACUGCACGCAGGUGUAUCGAGAGGGAGAAAUCAAGAUAUCAGAAGACAGAAAGAGCUACCGAGGCCACGGCACUUAUGCGGGUGGCUUCAAUGAGGGAGCGCCGUAUACUGUUUACUUCUGUGGAGAAUUUGAGAAUGCCCCUGAUGAAGCUGAGGCCUUUGCAGGACGGAACCAGUUCCCGGGUUCCAAUUCCAUGAAUCCAGAGCCGUUGCCAUGGCCCACCUUUGCAUCGGAGAACAUGACUACUCCGCAGGGAAGUCGUGCAGGUGCAGUCUUCACUUGGCAGGGAAACACAACCACUGUUCGAUCCAAAGUCGGCAUAUCUUUCAUCUCUGAAGAGAAGGCGUGCAGAUUCAGGGACGAAGAGAUCGAGUCUUGGGACAUGCAAACAGUCGUGCAUGCGGCAGUAGAGGAGUGGAACCGUGAUGUGCUCAGUAAGGUACAAGUAGACACAGGCGAUGAGGCGAACCAAGACCAUCUGACCAUGCUCUACACCUCACUCUAUUAUAUGCAUCUCAUUCCAUCCAACCGAACAGGCGAGAACCCGCUUUGGGAUAGCGAGGAGCCGUAUUGGGACGAUUUCUACACGUUGUGGGACACGUUCCGUAACACCAUUAGCCUUGCACACCUGAUCCAGACUGAAGCAUACGAAUCUCAGAUCCGCUCGUUGAUCGAUAUCUGGAGACAUCAAGGAUACAUGCCAGAUGGUCGUUCUGGCAAUGACAACGGCAUGGUUCAGGGCGGUAGCAAUUCCGACAACGUGCUAGCUGAUGCGUACGUAAAGGGACUGCGCGGUGCGAUCGACUGGAGCGACGGGUAUGCAGCCAUGGUGAAGAACGCCGAGGCUCCUACGAACGGGAGUAACAAAGAAGGCCGUGGCGCUGGAAAUGACUGGCUGCAGUAUGGCUAUGUAGGCCAGGCACUGCCUCGAAGCCUCUCCCGAACUGUUGAGUACUCGUUGAACGAUUUUGCCUUAAGCCAGGUUGCUCGUGGAGAGAAGCCUGAAGACGUCGAGAAGUACCUUCGAAGGUCUGCUGGGUGGCAGCUACUCUGGGACCCUACAACCUUAACCGUGAACACAACGCCAAUUUUCACUGGAUUUCUCACACCAAGAGACGGCAAUGGGACUUUCAAUCAGACAAACUACAAUCCAGCAAAGUGCGGUGCUUGUUCGUGGCCAUCUAUCACCUACGAAGCAACACCGUUCGAGUAUUCCUUCACCAUCCCGCACGAUAUGGAAACGCUGAUCGAGUUCAUGGGCGGGCCAGAGAGCUUCGGGGAACGUCUUGACUACAUGUUCUUGCCCAACACCAGCCAAGCCGAUCUUGGACCUAAUGGUGCCGGAAUCAGAACGCUCAUGAAUAUCGGGUAUUUCCGCAACACUCCAAAUGGCAUGCCAGGCAACUCCGAUGCAGGAUCCCUUAACUCGUGGCUGAUCUGGCAGAUGCUAGGCCUCUAUCCUGUCGUCACUACGCCAGUCUAUCUCCUGGAGAGCCCGUGGUUCAAAGACAUCAACAUGACCAUCAAUGGCAACCGUACCCUGCGCAUAACAGCUAAAGGCCUGAGCGAUGGUAGCUACUAUGUCCAAGGCGUGAAGAUCAACGGCAAGGCUUGGGACAGAAAUUGGGUUGAGCAUGACGAUGUUAUGACUGAAGGAGGGACAAUCGAAUUCGUGCUCGGCAGUGAGCCGAAGGUUUGGGAGACCGGGGAAGUGCCGCCGAGUCCGGGUCAUGUUCUGCUAUAAGUUAGCGCCCUUGAGUCUGAGAGACGAUAUGCGAUCAUCUGUAAGAUAUAUGCACGUCGCCCGGGGGCUAUC